ACCACUUAAGUGAAGGUUUCGCUUGAAGAAUCUGUGAGUUAUGUGAAACUGUCGUCAGGGACGUCAAGCCAAAGAAUAUUCUCACCAUACUCUGUGAUCACCUGUGUAUGUCACUAAGAAGAAACAACCAAGAAAUAGCUGCGCCUUCGCAGGACUAUCUGCUGUGCCGACAGUGUGAAGAGUGUCAGGUUGUGAUGCGUUGGCUCGGUCACAUCGUGAUCAUGGUGCAUCGAGAGCACUGAAAUAGGACAGAUGAUUGUUCUUGUAGUGCUGUGAGUUCCGUGCAUCGAGGACAGUGCACUGUGAUGGAGAACGUAGCUGUGGCAGCCGUGAGUUCGUUGGAGGACAACGCCACCAUACGGGAGUACUUGGAACUCAGGCUGGGACCCCAGCACAUACUGCUGCCCAUCGUGAUCCCACUCACGGUACUCUACGUGGUGGUGUUCGUGAGCGGCGUGGUGGGCAACGUCACGGUGUGCCUGGUGAUUGCGCGCAACUCUCACUUCCAGACACCCACCAACUACUACCUCUUCUCGCUAGCCAUCUCGGAUCUGCUCAUACUCGUCUUCGGCCUGCCCAACGACCUGAAGCUCUACUGGCAACAGUACCCAUGGCGACUGGGCGAGGCUCUGUGUCGCUUCAGGGCCUUGGUGGCAGAAGCCACUUCGUACGCCUCAGUAUUGACCAUCGUGGCGUUCACCGCAGAACGUUACGUGGCCAUCUAUCACCCUCUCUUCCUGCAGACCACAUCAAGCCUGACUCGGGCCGUGCGCAUCAUCGCCAUCAUCUGGGUGGUGUCGCUGGUGAGCGCCGUACCGUUCGCCAUUUACACUCGGGUCAACUUCGUCGACUUCCCUGUUGGCUCGGGUCGCGUGGUGCCAGAGUCAGCUUUCUGCGCCCUACCGAUGGACACGACAGCGGUCAGCCUUCCCCUGCUGCAGUGCUCGACGUUCGCCUUCUUCUGCCUUCCCAUGACAGUCAUAGCAGUGCUGUACCUCAAGAUAGGAAUGCGGUUAAGGAGCCAGCCAGGACCCGGGCAGCAGGGGAGGCACCAGCGCAGACCAGUGCACAGAAUGCUAGUGGCGGUGGUCAUAGCGUUCUUCGUCUGCUGGGCUCCAUUCCACACCCAGCGCCUUCUGGUGGUGUACGUCAGCCCCACACAAUGGACUAUGGGCCUACGCACUCUCAACGAAGUGCUCUACUACACAGCCGGGUGUCUCUACUACUUCAGUGCCACAAUUAACCCGAUACUCUACUCGCUGAUGUCCGUCAAGUACCGAGAGGCAUUUCGCGACGCCCUCUGCACCCUGUCCAAGAAUAAACAGCGGCUCUCAGCUGGAGAUUUUGAUGCCGGUGCCACCGUAGUUAUCGUCGGUGCCGGCCACUCUAUAUUGGACAACACAAGGCUGAGCACGCUAAAGCCAUACUCGAUCGUCCAGCGCGUUGACACCGAGGAGGCAAACGUGGACACGGCUGCAGACAUAGCGAUGCGGGCCCUCAUCAUCCAGACGGUGCUCCGCGUUAGGCCUAACCAGGAACCGCCAUUGACGCCAAGUAUUAGCGAAGCUGACGAUAAGGAGAAAAUUCCCAUCAAGGAGAUCUCCUCCAGUGACAAGAGCCCUCUGCCUUCGGAGACGGUGGUGUGACUCUCUACCUUGGUGACUCUUGUAGGCAUAAACGCCAUACCCU
Rhipicephalus microplus (southern cattle tick) is the source of this 1689-nucleotide messenger RNA. Its product is annotated as neuropeptides capa receptor. Gene Ontology annotation, biological process: neuropeptide signaling pathway. Gene Ontology annotation, cellular component: plasma membrane. Gene Ontology annotation, molecular function: neuromedin U receptor activity. NCBI's taxonomy places the organism in Eukaryota, Metazoa, Arthropoda, Arachnida, Ixodida, Ixodidae. The record is from RefSeq and is a predicted model, not a curated record.